AUGGACUUCCUCAAAUCCGCGGUCGCAUCUGCGAUCGCCAAGGGCAGCUCAUUCCCCUAUUCGCUCGGCGACCGAGUCGACAUUGCUGAUUCGAUCUGGACACUUCACAAUGCCACCAAAAGGGAAGAUGGCUCGGCAUGCAGUAUCUUUACUUUCGAAAUUGCGUCUAACAAAUCCCGCCUGCCACUUGCGAAGAACGCUGUACGGAAGUCACGAACUUUGAGACAUCCCGGGGUUCUUAAGGUCUUGGAUACCAUUGAGACGGAGACUACUAUCUAUAUCGUGACCGAGCGAGUGGUUCCCCUUUCCUGGCAUGUAAAACGGAGGAGUAUAAGCGAGGAGACAGCCAAGUGGGGAUUAUAUACAGUAGCGUCUACGCUCAAGUUCAUCAACGGAGAUGCCGCGUCCGUCCACGGCGCCAUUCGCGCGUCGUCGGUGUUCACAAGUGAGAGCGGGGAAUGGAAGCUAGGAGGCUUCGACAUUCUAAGCUCAAUGAAUGACGACCAAGCGGUUAUAUAUACAUAUGGCAGCCUUGUACCGGACGCCGCACGGUACACUCCACCGGAGAUUGUCAAGGGCGGAUGGGAUGCGGUGAAACGCCACCCGCUAACAGCUGUGGACUCGUACGGCCUUGCGAUAUUGGUAUACGAGGUCUUCAACGGCAACUUUACCGGCGGGGACCAAGUGGGUAGAACGACAAAUAUCCCGCCUAGCAUGCACCAGAGCUAUAAACGCCUCGGCACGGCCAAUCCGAAGUUGCGACUUAAUGCAGCGCAUUUUGUAGAGCAGGGGAAGAAGACGGGCGGGUUCUUCGAGACACCUCUUAUCCGAUUAACCGACGAUAUCGAUAGUUUAGGUCUCAAGAGCGAGGCUGAGAGGGAGGAGUUUCUCAAAUGA
This is a messenger RNA of Aspergillus calidoustus, 897 nucleotides long. The record is from the annotation of a GenBank genome assembly. Lineage: Eukaryota; Fungi; Ascomycota; Eurotiomycetes; Eurotiales; Aspergillaceae.